AUGGGUGACCAGUAUCAUUCAUUCGGCAUUGACCCCACAAAGUCUGUAAUUGCCAGUUCAUCUUUGUCAUUCUAUCAUCAUACAACAUCUGCCGGACGUAAAAACGAACAAGAGGAAGAUUUUAUACCGCUCGUAGUUGUUCCUGUGCUCAUAAUUGUUGGCGUAUGUUGCAUUAUGUUGUAUUUUGUGAAGAAGUAUAAACUUUCGAGAAGACGUCGAAUCGUUCAAGAGAUCUCUGAGGCGCCACACACGGAAGUCACUAACGACGACAGUCGUGGUGGUAAUACUGACGGCUCUUCAAAACGCAAAGACAACGAAGAGAUCU
This is a messenger RNA of Paramuricea clavata, 325 nucleotides long. Lineage: Eukaryota; Metazoa; Cnidaria; Anthozoa; Malacalcyonacea; Plexauridae. The record is from the annotation of a GenBank genome assembly.